AUGAUGAGGGAAAGAUUUUCAAAGCUUCUAUUGGGGGAAGACAUGUCUGGUGUUGGGAAAGGUGUCUGCACUGCAGUUACAAUAUCAAAUUCAAUUACCAAUCUCUACGCAACUGCUUUUGGACAAAAUUUAAAGUUGGAGCCUCUGAAGCCUGAGAAGAAGGCUAUGUGGAGAAGAGAAAUGAAUUGUCUUCUAUCUGUGUGUGAUUACAUACUAGAAUUUUCCCCAACUGCACAAUAUUUAGAAGAUGGCACAAUUGUGGAGAUGAUGACAAGUAAGCCAAGAUCAGAUAUUUACAUCAACCUCCCAGCUUUGCAGAAGCUUGACACAAUGCUCAUAGAAAUAUUGGAUAGUUUCCAGGAUACUAAAUUUUGGUACGCGGAGCAAGGGACCAUAUCAAGGAAUUCAACUCGAUCACGAGGAGGCUCAUUUCGAAGGAUUGUUCAGAGGAAAGAUGAGAAGUGGUGGCUGCCGGUUCCUUGUGUUCACCUUGGGGGCCUUAUUGAUAAGUCAAGGAAGCACUUGAAUGAGAAAAGAGAUUGUGCUAAUCAAAUUCAUAAAGCUGCAAUGGCUAUAAAUAGCAGUGCUCUUGCAGAGAUGGAUAUCCCAGAAACAUAUAUGUCUAAUCUUCCCAAGAGUGGAAGAACAAGUCUAGGGGACACAAUUUACCGCUAUAUGUAUUUUGCAGACAAGUUCUCACCUGAUCACCUUCUUGACUGUCUCAAAAUAAGUUCUGAACAUGAAGCACUUGAGCUGGCAGAUAAGGUUGAAUCUUCAAUGUUCACUUGGAGGCGAAAAGCUUGUCUGAGCCAUUCAAAAACAUCAUGGAACAAAGUUAAGGAUCUCAUGGCUGACACUGACCAAAGUGAAAAAAUCUGCAUCUCAUGUUUUCUGUUUUCUAGUAUUACUUGUUUCUUCUUGAUCUUUCUUAAUAAAUGGAUACGGUUUAUGGUUGGUUAG
This is a messenger RNA of Glycine soja, 960 nucleotides long. Its product is annotated as rop guanine nucleotide exchange factor 3-like. NCBI's taxonomy places the organism in Eukaryota, Viridiplantae, Streptophyta, Magnoliopsida, Fabales, Fabaceae. Bases 1 to 960 code for a protein of 319 amino acids. Gene Ontology annotation, molecular function: guanyl-nucleotide exchange factor activity. The record is from RefSeq and is a predicted model, not a curated record. The transcript is spliced from 5 exons.